Molecule: messenger RNA, 839 nt
Organism: Episyrphus balteatus (marmalade hoverfly)
Lineage: Eukaryota; Metazoa; Arthropoda; Insecta; Diptera; Syrphidae
Product: caspase-8-like
Exons: 3
Coding region: 48-752 (234 amino acids)
Biological process (GO): proteolysis
Molecular function (GO): cysteine-type endopeptidase activity
Source: RefSeq, a predicted model, not a curated record
UAGUUUAUCAAUUCAUUAAUCAACUAAAUUAUUAGAAUAUUUAUAAAAUGGGAUAUGUAUUAAUAUUGAAUAACGAACAAUUUGAUAUUCAAAAUAAAUCAGAACGUAAAAACAGCAAAAAAGAUGUAUUGGCUUUGAAAAAUGUUUUUUAUAAAUUUAAUUGUAGCGUAAAAAUUGUAAUGAAUCCAACAUUAAAAGAUAUACAUGACAAUUUAAAUGAAUUGCUUAUAGAAAACCUUAAACAAGCAUCUUGUCUAGUUGUUGUACUAAUGACACAUGGAUUGGAAAACGAUCAUGCCUAUGCCAAAGACAAAAUUUACAAUAUUGGAGAUGAGAUAUUAAAAUCCAAAUCUUUUCAAGAUUUUAAAGAUUUACCCAAAAUAUUAAUUAUACAAGCCUGUAAAAAUGAAGAUAAAGAUUUUAAGGCAAGUUGCGAACAUACAAAACCUAAAGUCUACAAUACUUUUCGUUACAACAGUUGCUUUGAAGGUGGGAAAUCACUUCGAGCCGAUGGAGGAACAUUAUUUAUACAAACACUUUACAACAAUUUAAACAAUUACGGUCUUGAUGAAGACAUUGAGAGUAUAGCUAAACGAGUUAAUAGAGAGUUUGAAAACGAAUACAAGGAUUAUAAACAAAAUCCAACAAUUCUUAAGUAUAAUGGAGGAUUUGAUAAAUUUUGUUUUGGUAACAAUGUUAAGAAGACGUUUUGUUUAAAAGAAAACGUCAGUAAAAGUUUCGUUGUAGGAUAAAAAUAAAAGUUAAACUUGAUCAUGUUUUUUUAUUAAUGAUGAAUAUUUUUAUAAUUACAAAUAAAAUGAAGAUGUUUUCAAUUUGAA